This is a messenger RNA of Rhipicephalus sanguineus (brown dog tick), 1176 nucleotides long. RefSeq names its product probable 4-coumarate--CoA ligase 2. The record is from RefSeq and is a predicted model, not a curated record. The transcript is spliced from 6 exons. The coding region runs from base 1 to 1176 and encodes 391 amino acids. NCBI's taxonomy places the organism in Eukaryota, Metazoa, Arthropoda, Arachnida, Ixodida, Ixodidae.
AUGCAGUUCCAAGGAGACCUCAAGGAGGACAUCUCACAGCCUCACAUUGCAAUCAUGAAGGCACGCAUAGAGGAUGCGGUUGUAUAUUCGCCGUAUCCCAAAGUCGAUAUUCCAAUAUGUUCAGUCUACAGCGCGAUCAGCAAAUUUUUAUCCAUGCGACCAGAAAAGCUAGCCGUCGUGGACGAGCAGAUAAGCCUGACCAGAGGGGAGUUCCUGGUGCGUAUGAAGCGCUACGCGGCAGGCUUCCAGGCACAUGGCCUUGGACCUGAACAUCGUGUCGCAGUGCAUCUUGGUAACAGUGCCGAGAACCUUACAGCGCUGUUCGCACUCACAUUCACUGGUGCUUCGGUCAUCCUUUGUAACCCAGUCCUGAAUCAAGACGAACUUCUCUUCCAAAUGAGUGACGGUGGCGCAACACAUGCCUUCACGAGUUCACAACUAGCGCCAAAACUGUUGGCGGUCAGCUCAAAACUACAGCUCAAGGGCAUUUUCGUUACCGGCGAAGCAGAUGGCUUCAUUAACGUAAGCAAGUUUCCGGAACAAAGCGAAACGAAUUUUCGUGAAGUUUCGGUGGAAGACCCAAAGAAAACCACGGUAGCGCUCUUCUACUCGUCUGGUACGACUGGCCACGCAAAAGGCAUGGAGAUUUCUCACUACAGCUUCGUAGCCAAUCUCCAUAUGACCGGGUCUGUCCUAACUUACGAAGAAAAAGAGAAUGACGUGCUUCUGGCUUGGUAUCCCUUGACGUAUGCCUCGGGCUUUCUGUUCACUAUCGUGGCAGCGUGCGUCGGCUCCACCUGCGUCAUCGUAAGCCCGGGCAUCUCUUUCGACGAGCUCGUCUACUACGUUAACAAGUACAAGGUGACGACACUGGCGAGUGUGCCGACCCGCCUUCACUACUACUUGUCAGAUAUGGAGCGGACGGGCACGGUCCUCCCAUCCGUUCGUAAGCUGAACGUGGGCGGCACGGUGCUGACGUGCUCUCUUGCCGACCGUCUGCGAGCCGCCUUCCCAGGUCUGCGUUGCCUGCGCAACCUGUACGGAAUGUCUGAAUCUUGCAGCGUGCUUUGCUCACCGCCCACGGACGAGAUCAGCGCCGCCAACAUCGGCUUCCCAGCCCCAAUGGUGGAGCUCAAGGUGCGAAACCUAAUAUGGAACGCUCGCUGGUUUCAAUAA